Molecule: messenger RNA, 449 nt
Organism: Cynoglossus semilaevis (tongue sole)
Lineage: Eukaryota; Metazoa; Chordata; Actinopteri; Pleuronectiformes; Cynoglossidae
Product: cAMP-dependent protein kinase type I-alpha regulatory subunit-like
Exons: 3
Coding region: 186-422 (78 amino acids)
Biological process (GO): negative regulation of cAMP-dependent protein kinase activity
Cellular component (GO): cAMP-dependent protein kinase complex; cytosol
Molecular function (GO): protein kinase A catalytic subunit binding; cAMP binding; cAMP-dependent protein kinase inhibitor activity
Source: RefSeq, a predicted model, not a curated record
GUGUCAGUUUGCUCUUUGUCUCCCCCUAGGUUUAUGUGAACAAUGUUUGGGUGACCAGUAUUGGUGAGGGAGGAAGUUUUGGGGAGCUGGCCCUCAUCUACGGGACCCCACGUGCAGCAACAGUCCGGGCAAAGUCCAACGUCAAGCUGUGGGGCAUCGACCGAGACAGCUACAGGAGGAUACUGAUGGGGAGCACUUUGAGAAAGCGCAAGAUGUACGAGGAGUUCCUCAGCAAGGUUUCCAUUUUAGAGUCUCUGGACAAGUGGGAGCGUCUGACCGUGGCUGACGCCCUGGAGACGGUGCUGUUUAAGGACGGACAGAAAAUCGUGGUUCAGGGAGAACCUGGUGACGAGUUCUUCAUUAUCCUGGAGGUACUGAACUCAGUUUUCUUCAAACACUUUUUUUUCUUAUUAUGGUAUUGACCCAGAGUCAGCUGCAGUCGCUAUUUU